Molecule: messenger RNA, 1699 nt
Organism: Lates calcarifer (barramundi perch)
Lineage: Eukaryota; Metazoa; Chordata; Actinopteri; Centropomidae
Gene: hrh2b
Product: histamine receptor H2b
Exons: 3
Coding region: 367-1458 (363 amino acids)
Biological process (GO): adenylate cyclase-activating adrenergic receptor signaling pathway
Cellular component (GO): membrane
Molecular function (GO): G protein-coupled receptor activity
Source: RefSeq, a predicted model, not a curated record
GAGAGAGUGAAAUAAGUUUAGACAUAAGUAGGCUCAAGGAACCAGAGGAGAACAUUCAGGAUCUCUGAAGAAGGUUGGGAUCUGAACAAGAGUUAAGACAAACCAUGUGAGGGAUAUACAGUAUAUACCUCAGAUUUCAAUGGCAGUGGCAUAGUGCAAAAACAGAUGGCUGGGAAGUGCUUUCCACUCAGUGAUCUACUUCUGAACCUGAUUACCUUCAUACACAGGAGCUGUGGGAAAGACUGUGUGAUGGAAAAGUGAACUGGCAAUAGCUGAGAAAGUGGAUGAGCCAGUUUCUAGAUUUCCUAAAGGGAUACAAACAGCAGCACUGUUUCAGUGACCUAGUGCCUGAGGAACAGGACUACCAUGAUCUCCACAGCUCUCCGCUGGCUUGUCCUGGUGUCUUUUAUCGUCGUGACCAUUGGUGGGAACGUGCUGGUUUGUUUGGCCGUGGGGCUCAGCCGUCGACUGUGGCGCAUCGCUAAUUGCUUCGUGGUGUCACUGGCAGUGACAGAUUUCCUGCUAGGCCUUCUGGUGCUGCCCUUGUCUGCCACCGUGGAGCUGCGCAGCGGGAAAUGGCCCCUCGGUGGAACCCUGUGUAACAUCUACAUCUCACUGGAUGUCAUGCUGUGUACAUCCUCCAUCCUGACCCUGCUGGCUAUCAGCGUGGACCGAUACCUGGCCAUUUCAGCCCCCCUUAGUUACCCCCGGAGAGUUACCCCUCUGAGGGUGACACUGGCCAUGAUCGCCAUCUGGGCCUUGUCAUUGGCUGUGUCCUUUGUGCCCAUCCACCUGGGUUGGAACACAGUGGACUACAGAGUGCAGCACUUGGACUGGGGCAUAGGGGAUGAGGACAAAGAGGGACGCUACUGCCAGUUUGAAUGGAAUAACAACUAUAUUCUAAUUUAUGCCUUUGGCACAUUUUACCUGCCUCUGCUGCUUAUGUGUGGGAUGUAUCUUUGCAUAUUCAGAGUGGCACGAGAGCAGGUGCGGCGUAUUCGUGCUGCCACACCCUCAUUUGCUCGCCUAGCCACAACUACAGCUGUAGCCCGCGAGCACAAAGCCACAGCAACCCUGGCAGCUGUACUGGGGGCCUUUGUCAUCUGCUGGUUCCCCUACUUCACAUUCUUCACCUGUAUGGGCAUAAAGGAAAAGACAAACCCUCCUAACACACUUCACUCUGUGGUCCUGUGGCUGGGCUAUUUUAAUUCAGCCCUGAACCCCAUCCUGUAUCCAGCCUUCAACAGGGACUUCCGCAAGGCCUACGGAGAGCUGCUUCGCUGCGCAAGGCCAUCUUGCAGAAAACUACUGUUUACCCGUGCAUCUGUGCAUAAGAGAUUGACCUUUACUAAUGGACAAAGGGUUUCCCUGCAGUCUGGGAAACAAGUUAAGCAACAAACUGAGGGGAAGCGCCUUGCUCCACCUGAGAGAAAUGGUAUCCCUGAUGAGCCAAGGUGAAAUGCUGUGGAUGUACUGGACUGUGGACUUGCGGGAAAGCACUGUAAUUACAAACUUACUCCGGCACUCACAGUACCAGAUUAGCUAACCAUUUACAGUAUCAGUUAGAUGUUUAGUGUAUAGUGCCAAAGAUGACACAAUUUGUGUAAAACUCAAGGCACAACAUUGUGAAUGUUGCAUAACUUUUUUGUUAGUGUAUUGGCUAGAAAAAGCAAAAUAAAAAGUCCAUGUCCUUAAUUAA